Messenger RNA from Cooperia oncophora, 729 nucleotides. Lineage: Eukaryota; Metazoa; Nematoda; Chromadorea; Rhabditida; Trichostrongylidae. The record is from the annotation of a GenBank genome assembly.
AUGGAUCUCAUAGAUCUCUAUCAUGCACAUGACCACGACUUUGCAUCCACGAACACGGCCGACGACGAGAAGGUUUCUGUGCAUAGGAUGGCAAACGACGGAGAGAAGUCGCAAGAGUCCACGAAAAUGAAGAAACCGCGAUUUGUGCCGUGGGAACCGUAUAGAGCCGCUCCGAGUGCUGAUAGAAAAGGUGAGCCACCAGUAGGCAUACCGAAACUGAUACCAUAUUCGAUGAAUUUACUCGACGAGAAUUUUAACAAACGCGAUGUGAGUGGCGAACAAUUAGUUGACACUCGAAAGAAUCGUUCGAAGGAAGAGGAUCGUACUCGGUCCGAAAAGGAGAUGCUUCUAGAGAAGGAGUUGGCCGAGGUUAAGUCCGAAUUAGACAUAGAGCGCAAGCUCAAUGCCGAAUUGAAACGUCUAAUGGUGGCAACAAUUAGUGACGAACUGCAAGGACAAGUUGAAGCGCUGACCGAGGAUAAAAUUCGUUUGGCGCAUCGAGUUGAAGAAUACGUAGAGAGGCUGACCCACGAGGACGAACAAGUCGAUCAGCUGCUUAUUGAUCGAGAUGUAUGGAAGUGUAAAUUCCUUGCGCAGUCGAUUCGAACGGACGAACUCAAUUUUCGUUCAGAAUUCUUACUCGGUAUGCUACGUGACGCACAACGAAUCGUAAGGGAAAUGUGGUACGUUUUUCUCUUUCCUUCUAGAACGUAUGUGGCUAUUAUCUAA